This is a messenger RNA of Suillus bovinus, 1670 nucleotides long. RefSeq names its product Zn-dependent exopeptidase. Gene Ontology annotation, molecular function: metalloexopeptidase activity. The record is from RefSeq and is a predicted model, not a curated record. NCBI's taxonomy places the organism in Eukaryota, Fungi, Basidiomycota, Agaricomycetes, Boletales, Suillaceae. Bases 243 to 1496 code for a protein of 417 amino acids. The transcript has 8 exons. Gene Ontology annotation, biological process: proteolysis.
GAUGAUUUCGAUUCGAUAUAUACGCGCAGGGCACAGUCUUGCAUGGACCAUAGCCUGCUCGCAGUAUCUCUUUGUAUCGAGUUCAUUUAACUGUGUCCAUUGUGCCCUCGGUGGUAUUCUAAUAUAUUUAGCUAGCGAAGACAAGGAUCCGUGGAGUCGCAACGAAUUCGUGGUAGACAUCAAGUGACACACCGCAGGGCCAGAUGCUCAUCGUAGCUGAGGCGGCCUGAUUUUUUCAUGUCAUGGGGACAUUCACCGCAUUGUACGCGCUCCUUUCUGUUCUUUUUGCAUCUGCUGCUGUUUUCGAUCAGCCGCCGCCUCAGGAUGUGCUCGGAAGACCCACCGUUGAUACUCUAGAUCACCGCGACGCUUACAUAGAGGAGUUGCUUGCUACCCACGCGGAUGAUCCUGUACAAGUUAUGCGUCUUCUAGAUCCUGAUAACGCGUCAGAACUAGAUGCGCCACGGUUGUUGCAAGUUUUCGGGGCCGAGGCAGUAUGGAUGACCGAGGGCGACAAACUACGUCUUCGACAGCAGGGCCUCGGGUUCAUCGACCUCACCGAUCAUCAGAAUUUGCACGCAUGUCACCGGUCUGCUGAAACAACAUGGCCUGAAUUACGAUAUCAAGAGAAGGUGACCUCCGUCACCAAGCUUCUCAGCAAGGACGAGAUGAAGAGAAACUUGAGAAACUUAACUUCGUUCCACAACCGGUAUUAUCGCUCGGAGCUUGGUGUCAAGAGUUCACGCUGGUUGUACAACCAGAUUCUGGACAUUGUCUCUGCUGCCCCUCCUGGUGUCCGUCUCUCAGUCGAGACGUUCACUCACGUAUUCCCUCAGCCUAGCAUCAUUGCUCGCUUUGAGCCGUUCUUUGGACGUGCUUCUCCUAAUCCGACGAUAGCCCUUCCUCGCAUCAUCGUUGGCGCUCACCAAGACUCCGCAAAUUACCGCUUCCCUUUACUCCCUGCACCUGGAGCAGACGAUGAUGGUUCAGGAACGGUCACAAUCCUCGAGGCGUUCAGAGCCCUUGUCCAAUCUGGAUUCGCGCCAGAACGUCCGGAAGAAGGUGGAUUAUUAGGAAGUCAGGAGGUUGUGUCCGAGUACAAGCAAUUAAAGAAGGAAGUAGGCGCCAUGAUUCAGUUUGACAUGACUGCAUAUGUACCAAAGGGAGAAGUUCCCGUUGUGACAUUUAUCUCGACGGACGUCGAUUCGAAUCUGACGAACUGGACGAUGGCGCUUGCAGAAGAGUACAGUGCAUCUGUUGUAGGCAGCGCAAAGCUCUUUGCUGGUGCAGGCUCAGACCACAUGUCAUGGUACCGAGCGGGGUACCCUGCCAUAUUUGCGGCGGAGGGCGAUCCGUUCAGGACGUUCAACCCGUACAUCCACACUUCAGGAGACAAGAUAGACCUUGCCGACGGAGAGUUUUCAUUUGAGCAUGCUCUCGAAUUCGCAAAAGUUGCUGUUGGCUUCGUUGUUGAGCUCGGUGGAUGGGCUGAAUAACUUGGUAGAGAUGAUGUCAUAGCUACCAAUGCUGAGACUUCCUCACAUUGAGGCGACGCAGCUCUUAAAUUUUUUCACAUAUAUAUUUCCUGUAGACUGAUUGUUCGCGUACUUGAGGAUAUGAGCACUUCAGCACUGGCACACGUCACGUUCGAAGCAAAGCUUGCUUCAGCU